Messenger RNA from Marmota monax (woodchuck), 960 nucleotides. Its product is annotated as olfactory receptor 7G2-like. NCBI's taxonomy places the organism in Eukaryota, Metazoa, Chordata, Mammalia, Rodentia, Sciuridae. Gene Ontology annotation, molecular function: G protein-coupled receptor activity; olfactory receptor activity. Bases 22 to 960 code for a protein of 312 amino acids. The transcript has a single exon. The record is from RefSeq and is a predicted model, not a curated record. Gene Ontology annotation, biological process: G protein-coupled receptor signaling pathway. Gene Ontology annotation, cellular component: membrane.
UCCAUAAGAUUCACCAGAAACAUGGAACCCGUAAACUACACAGCUAUUUCAGAAUUCCUUCUCCUGGGACUGACAGAGGACCUGGCUCUGCAGCCUCUCAUCUUCAGCCUGUUCCUGUCCAUGUACCUGGUCACCGUCCUGGGGAACCUGCUCAUCAUCCUGGCUGUCAGCUCUGACUCCCGCCUGCACACCCCCAUGUAUGCCUUUCUGUGCAGUCUGUCCUUUAAUGACAUCUGUUUAAGCACAAGCACAGUCCCCAAGAUGCUGGGGAACCUCCAGACGCAGGAUCCGAGCAUCACCUACACAGGAUGUCUCUGCCAGAUGUUUUUUGUCUUAGUUUUUGCAUAUUUGGAGAAUUUUCUCCUUGCAGUGAUGGCCUAUGACCGCUAUGUGGCCAUUUGUCACCCCCUGAGGUACACAGUCAUCAUGCUGCCCCACUUCUGUGUCCUGCUGGUUCUGGUCUCCGUGUCCAUCAGCACUGUGGACGCCCUCCUCCACACUCUGAUGGUGCUGCGGCUGUCCUUCUGCACAGACCUGGGGAUCCCCCACUUCUUCUGUGAACUCGCUCAGGUCGUCAAGCUGGCCUGUUCUGACACCUCAGUUGAUAAUGUCCUCAUCUAUGUUGCAACUUGCAUAUUUGGUGGCGUUCCUCUCUCUGGGAUCAUUUUCUCUUAUGUUCACAUUGUGUCCUCUGUCUUGAGAAUGCCAUCAGCCGAAGGAAAGCAUAAAGCCUUUUCCACCUGUGGGUCUCACCUGUCAGUUGUGGCCUUAUUCUACGGGACAGGUGCAGGGUUGUACAUGAGUUCUGCAUUUACUGACUCCCCCAGGAAUUCUGCUGUGGCUUCGGUGAUGUACACUGUGGUCCCUCAGAUGCUGAACCCCUUCAUCUACAGCCUGAGGAACAGGGACUUGAACGAGGCUUUGAGGAGUCUCAUCGGAAGGAUAACUUCUUUUCUGUGA